CGCCUCCGCCACUCAACUCAUUCCCUAAGUCAAAAUUCUCAACUUGUUGAGCAUGAACCUCAGUCUCCCCCUCGUCUCGAAGCGAUGCCUGAGAGAAUCGAAUCCGAUUUCAAUCAUCCAUCUCGAUUCUCUUCUACUUUCGGCCACGAAUCGUUGCUUUGGCGAUUGGCAGUGGUUGCAGAAUCUUGACUUUUGCGCAGGAACAAGUUCUCGCUUUGCUGUAUUCCCUACUCUGCUUAAUGGAAAGGUGAAGGUGCACAUGCGCUGCGGUAGGGUUUUCGUUUGGAGAGUAGGACACUGGACAUUGUUGUCGCAAACCACUUUUUUCAAUCCAUUGACAUAAUUUUAUCAACACGUAUUAUUUAAUAUGGGGGGUUAUCAUAGCAAUGAGUGGAUUGAAAACUCACCGCAGAAUGACCCCUUGGUUGUCAUACGAAAUGGGAAGGAGAUCAUCUUACAGGCCUUCAAUUGGGAAUCUCAUAAUUAUGAUUGGUGGAGGAAUUUAGAGCGGAAAGUUGAUGAUAUUUCAAAAUCUGGCUUUACAAGUGCAUGGUUGCCUCCAGCUACCCAUUCAUUUUCACCUGAAGGUUACCUUCCACAAAAUCUCUACAAUCUCAAUUCUGCAUAUGGGUCAGAACACCUGUUAAAAGCUCUACUCAAUAAGAUGAAACAAUACAAAGUUAGACCGAUGGCUGACAUUGUCAUUAACCAUCGUGUUGGGACUACUCAAGGGUAUGGUGGAAUGUAUAACCGUUAUGAUGGAAUUCCACUGCCUUGGGAUGAGCAUGCUGUUACAUGUUGCAGUGGUGGUAAGGGAAACACAAGCACGGGAGACAAUUUUCAAGGGUUUCCUAACAUUGAUCAUACUCAAAACUUUGUUAGAAAAGACAUUGUUAACUGGUUACGAUGGCUAAGAUACAUUGUUGGCUUCCAAGAUUUUCGUUUUGAUUUUGCCAAAGGCUACUCUCCAAAGUUUAUAAAGGAAUACAUAGAGGGAGCAAAGCCAAUAUUCUCUGUUGGGGAAUAUUGGGAUACAUGCAAUUAUAGUGGCACCGAUUUGGAUUACAACCAAAAUAGUCAUAGACAAAGGAUCAUUAACUGGAUUGAUGGAGCAGGCCAACUUUCAGCUGCAUUUGAUUUCACAACUAAAGCAAUCUUGCAGGAAGCUGUGAAAGGAGAAUUCUGGCGUUUGCGAGAUCCUCAUGGGAAGCCGCCUGGAGUUAUGGGAUGGUGGCCUUCAAGGGCUGUCACGUUUAUUGAUAACCAUGACACAGGAUCUACUCAGAAUCACUGGCCUUUUCCUUCACAUCACAUCAUGGAGGGCUAUGCAUACAUACUCACUCAUCCAGGGAUUCCUGCAGUAUUUUAUGAUCAUUUUUACGACUGGGGAAAUUCAAUUCAUGACCAAAUUGUCAAGCUGAUUGAUAUCCGGCGCAAUCAAGGCAUAAACAGCCGCUCAUCCAUAAGAAUUCUAGAUGUUCAGCCAAAUCUUUAUGCUGCAAUCAUCGGCGAGAAGACUUGCAUGAAGAUCGGGGAAGGCUCUUGGUGCCCAGCUGAACGGGAGUGGACGCUUGCAACUUGUGGCACCCGCUAUGCCAUCUGGAAGAAAUGAGUCAAAGGGUCCCGCCGGGAGGCAGGCAGCAGGAAGUGUCAUACUCAUGCGUACCAUUUUAGGAUGAUGGACGCUGUAUCAAUGUUUUGGUCCUAUGUUUUCAAAUUUGCUACAAGUAUUCAGUUCAUGCUACGCUAAAAUAUUCACUUAAUGUAUCUCAUUGAUGCUUAUAAGCUGAUGUAAUUCUGCCUUUUUUUUUUUAUUAAAGACAUAUAUCCCUA
Molecule: messenger RNA, 1833 nt
Organism: Cuscuta campestris
Lineage: Eukaryota; Viridiplantae; Streptophyta; Magnoliopsida; Solanales; Convolvulaceae
Source: the annotation of a GenBank genome assembly